AUGGGUGAGGGUGAUGAAGGCGGAGCCGACAAGGCCGAUGCGGCAAAAGGACCUAAAGAGAAGGAAAAAUCUGUGAUGGCUCAGCCGAAGGAAUCAGAUGAGAAACCAAAAGGGACAGCACCGGAUGAUGGAAAAGCAAAACCCACCUGUGAAGGGCACCGAAACGAACCUGCGAAAGCUGAUCAAAGCCCCGCCGUGCUCAACAAAAACCCUGAUCCCAAAGAGAAACAACGAAUUGUGGUUUUCAAAGUGACACCCGAGAGGAAACCAGUAUGGAGUGAGAUUAAAAUACAAAAUCCUAGCAACGACCAGAAGACAUUUAAG
Ostertagia ostertagi is the source of this 324-nucleotide messenger RNA. NCBI's taxonomy places the organism in Eukaryota, Metazoa, Nematoda, Chromadorea, Rhabditida, Trichostrongylidae. The record is from the annotation of a GenBank genome assembly.